GAGUGGAUUUUAAACAAACAUAUCUUUCUGAAGAAGACCAUUCUCGCUCCUCGCUGCUGGGAAAGCUACUCUGAACCCUGCUGUGUAUAUAUAUAUAUAUAUAUAUAUUUUUUUUUUUUUUUUUUUUUCCAAAGGAGAAGACUUGAUUGUCUGUUUGGAUCUAAUGAUUUACUGGCUUUUAACUGCAUUUUUGCCCUCUCCUAAGGAUUCCUCAAAAAACGGCUUAAUUAUUUUCAGCUUUUCUCCUCUACCUGCCUGUCUGCAGGGACACCAAAGGUUCUCCCUUCCUCUUCCUCCCCACCCCCAUUUCUUUUAGGAUUUUCCCCCCCUUUUCCAUUUUAUAUAUAUAUAUAUAUAUAUAUAUAUAAAUGUGUAUGUAUAUAUAUAUGUAGAGGCAAGAGUGGAGGAAGCGGAGGGGGAGAGAGAGCUCUGCCAUCCUUUUGGACUUCACACGCUGCCCAAUGUUGGGCUGGUUACCCCCGGAUAUGUUGCUGGUUUCCAUUUGGAAUUUGACGAAGGGAAGAAGGAGGAUAUAAAACCUGGGGAGCUCGGCAAGGUGUUUAUGGCCACAGGAGGGAGCUCAAAUCCAGACAUGGGAGGAUCGGCUUGAUUUCGGACCCAGAGCCUCUUAAACUCUGCUUUUCCUCUAAGCUGGUCCCUGUUAUGUCCAGGAUCUGGCACCUGCUUGACAUUUACUUUGAGUUCCAGAGGACCAGAGACCUAGGAUGAGGAGCAUUGGAUCCGCCCUGAACCUGCUUUUGGUAUCGCCACUCUACUUUGUGUGGACCGUGGUCGCUCUGGACCUGGCGCAAACUCCCUGCACCACCUUGGUCCAAGGGAAAUUCUUUGGGUAUUUCUCCUCCUUCGCCGUCUUCCCGUUGAACUCCUCUCUCUGCUCUUGGAUUAUCCAGAACCCCGACCCUCGCAGGUACACUUUGUACAUGAAGAUCCUCAAGCCCUCCGGCGUAUGUGACCACCAGCACAUCCGCACCUACCAGUUCGACUCCUUCCUGGAGUCCACCCGCACCUACCUGGGCAUGGAGAGCUUCGACGAUGUGUUGAAGCUCUGCGACGGCUCCACCCGCUUCGCCUUCCUCCAGUCCAACAAACAGUUCCUGCAGAUGAAGCAGACGGCCCCACCGGGCGUGGACACCUGGCCCAUGCGGUGGAAGCCCACCAAGGCUCAGGAGAGGGACUUCUCGGUGGAAUAUCUGGUGGUGGGCAACAGGAACCCGAGCAAAGCUGCCUGCCAGAUGCUCUGCAAGUGGCUGGACGCCUGCCUGGCCAUCAGCAGCAGCUCCCACCCGUGUGGCAUCAUGCAGACCCCGUGCUCCUGCUCGGGAGGGGAGGUCCUGGAUCAGGCCAGCGAGAUCCUGGGGUUCACCAGGAAGAAGGAGGACUGCUACAAGGAUGGGAUUUACCUGGAGAACUGCGUGAGCAGCCCCAAGGACAGCAAUGGAGCAGAGUUCAUGGGUGGUUGGAACUCCUGGUCGGCUUGGGGCGACUGCACCAAGGACUGCGGGGGCGGCCUGCAGACCCGCAUGCGCUCCUGCAAGCCCCUUCCCAACGAGGGCCUGGCCUGCGAGGGAGUCCUGGAGGAAGGACGGCUGUGCAAUAGGAAGGCUUGCAAUACCAAUGGACGCUAUAAUUCCAGAAGCCAAUCGCUGAGGUCCACAGAUAACAGAAAGCGAGAGGACCCUGACGAACUGCAGCACUACGGGUACCCUGCACCUCAAAUAGGUGACCCUGCAGCAGAGGAGUGGUCCCCGUGGAGCGUGUGCUCGACCACCUGCGGGGAGGGCUGGCAGACCAGGACCAGGUUCUGCGUUUCAUCUUCCUACAGCACCCAGUGCAGCGGCCCUCUCCGGGAGCAGAGGCAGUGCAACAACUCUGCCGUGUGCCCAGUGCACGGCACCUGGGACGAGUGGUCUCCGUGGAGCCUGUGCUCUUCC
Messenger RNA from Hirundo rustica (Barn swallow), 1952 nucleotides. Its product is annotated as adhesion G protein-coupled receptor B1-like. The record is from RefSeq and is a predicted model, not a curated record. The annotation marks the transcript as partial. Gene Ontology annotation, cellular component: plasma membrane. Lineage: Eukaryota; Metazoa; Chordata; Aves; Passeriformes; Hirundinidae. The transcript has 6 exons. Gene Ontology annotation, molecular function: G protein-coupled receptor activity.